AUGGAUCUGGACACGAGACGCGCUGUGGAGGACGAGUUGAACCGACGAGACGCCCGUGAAGGACGCAUCGCGCAGGACGGCUACGACGAGAUGGGCGGCAACGUGGACGACGAGGAAGAGCUCAUCAACCUGGAGCACUUCGACGUGCCGCUGAGGGAGUGGAUCGCUACUGAAAGGCCGCGCAACGAGAUCAAGAGGCGAUUCCGGAAUUUCCUGAAUACGUUUGCAGAUGGGAAGGGCAGACUGGUGUAUCACGAGAAGAUCGUGCAGCUUGCGCAACGUAACGAGCAGUCGCUGGAGAUUGAGAUUGGCGAUGUGAUCCACAGCAUGUCGAUGGUGGCGGCGUGGCUUGUUGAAGCGCCCAAGGAUAUGCUCUCGAUUCUGGACGAGGUGGCGCAGGACGUCGUGCUGGCGCUGUUCCCGUACUACGCUACGAUCCACCAGCAGAUUUACGUGAGGAUUCUGGAUCUGCCGGGUACGGAGCGACUGCGUGAUCUGCGUACAGCUCACUUGAACUUCCUUAUCAAGGUUUCGGGUGUGGUGACGAGGCGUACGUCGGUGUUCCCGCAGCUUCUGCUUGUGAAAGUGAACUGUCCUGGAUGUGGAGCAGUGCUAGGACCAUUUACGCAGCAGAGUCAGCAGGAAGUGAAGCUGAAUGCUUGCCCAGAGUGUCAGUACCGGGGCAAUUUCCCUGUCAAUAGUGAGCAGACGGUGUACCGCAACUUCCAGAAGAUCACGCUCCAGGAAUCGCCUGGUAGCGUGCCGCCUGGACGUGUGCCGCGCUCCAAGGAUGUUGUGCUGGUUGGUGACCUCAUUGAUAAGGCUCGACCGGGUGAUGAGAUUGCUGUCACGGGUAUUUACACCAACACGCCAGACCCGACGCUUAACUUGCGAGAUGGAUUCCCUGUUUUCCGAACUGUGAUCGAAGCAAACCACGUUGAACGCCGUGCCGAUGUACUGGGCAGCCAGCUCCUCACUGCGGAAGAUAAGAAGCAGAUCCUUCGACUUGCGAAGCAGCCUGACAUUGCUCAAAGGAUUAUCAACAGCAUUGCACCGUCCAUCUACGGUCAUCAGCAGGUAAAGACGGCGUUAGCUCUUGCUCUCUUUGGCGGAAAGCCGAAGUUUAUCAAGAACUCGCGCGUGCGUGGAGACUUAAAUGUGCUCAUGGUGGGAGAUCCCGGUACGGCCAAGUCUCAGUUCCUCAAGUUCGCGAAGCAGACGGCUCCGCGUGCCGUGUAUUCAACGGGCAAAGGUGCUUCUGCCGUGGGUCUUACGGCUGGUGUGUCUCGUGACCCUUUCACGAAGGAGUGGGUGCUGCAAGGUGGUGCGCUGGUGCUGGCAGACAAAGGUGUGUGCUUGAUUGACGAGUUUGACAAGAUGAACGAGCAGGACCGUACGAGUAUUCACGAGGCCAUGGAGCAGCAAAGUAUUUCUGUGUCGAAGGCUGGUAUUGUGACGUCUCUGCAAGCGCGAUGCUCCGUUAUUGCGGCUGCAAACCCUAUUGGUGGACGGUACAACGCUGCUCGGACUUUUGCCGAGAACGUGGAGCUGACAGACCCCAUUCUGCAGCGUUUUGACCUUCUCUGCGUCUUGCAGGAUAAGGUGGACCCCGUUGAUGACGAACGGCUCGCAGACUUUGUCGUGUCCAGCCACAUGCGCAGCAACCCCAAGAAGAAAACCGGUGAAGAGGAUGAAGAGACCGCCGUCGAGGAAGACGAAUUGAGCGCCAUGACUCAGUCCAUGCAGGUCGGCGACGGAGAUGCGAGUAUGACGCUGGACCAGGAGCUGCUGCGAAAGUAUAUCCUCUACGCCCGAACUUACGUGAACCCCGUGCUCGCAAGCGGACUCGACACUGGAAAGGUGGAGGCUUUCUACGCGCAGCUCCGACGUGGCUCGCAGCACACGGGCGCUGUCCCCGUGGCUGUUCGACACCUCGAGUCGCUUUUUCGUAUGGCCGAGGCUCACGCCCGAAUUCACCUGCGGGAUACCGUGGGCGACGAGGACCUGGCGCUGGCCAUCCGCGUGCUCACAGAGAGUUUGUGUGACGCGCAGAAGUUCACGUUCAAGCGCCAGUGGCGGCGUCUGUUCCGACCGUACCUGACGUACCGCCAGGACAACAACGUGUUGCUGCUCCACGUGCUGCACGAGCUGUUCAAGUCGGCGCACGCGUACCAGCAGCUGCGCAUGCAGACGAACGCGCAAGCCGGCCACCGCAGCCACAAGGAGACGACGUUGACUGUGCUGCGAGACGAUCUGCUGUCCAAGGCCAAGUCGGUUGGCAUCUACGACCUCAGCGAGUUCUAUGAGUCUGCAGCGUUCACCAAGGCGGGCUUCCGCAUCGACGAGGCCACCAACUCCAUCGUCAAGGACAUAUAA
This is a messenger RNA of Phytophthora sojae, 2376 nucleotides long. RefSeq lists its product as hypothetical. The transcript has 2 exons. Gene Ontology annotation, cellular component: nucleus; MCM complex. Gene Ontology annotation, molecular function: ATP binding; 3'-5' DNA helicase activity; single-stranded DNA binding. Gene Ontology annotation, biological process: DNA replication; mitotic DNA replication initiation; double-strand break repair via break-induced replication. NCBI's taxonomy places the organism in Eukaryota, Oomycota, Peronosporomycetes, Peronosporales, Peronosporaceae. Bases 1 to 2376 code for a protein of 791 amino acids. The record is from RefSeq and is a predicted model, not a curated record.